Molecule: messenger RNA, 2574 nt
Organism: Trichomonas vaginalis G3
Lineage: Eukaryota; Parabasalia; Trichomonadida; Trichomonadidae
Product: Clan SB, family S8, subtilisin-like serine peptidase
Exons: 1
Coding region: 1-2574 (857 amino acids)
Biological process (GO): proteolysis
Molecular function (GO): serine-type endopeptidase activity
Source: RefSeq, a predicted model, not a curated record
AUGCAUGAUAGAACAUCAAGUGAAAUCCGACAAAUCACAGACAUUUCUAACUAUAUAAUCCACACAACACAAGAGUUUCAAUUUCCAAAAGAUAUCACAUUUUCAAAACUGCAUGGAACAUAUUAUUUCAUUCACGACGCUUCAAAAGCCCAAAUCAAUUCAAUUCAAAGCAACUCCAAUGUGAUUUCAGUUGAAAAAGCUUCACAAAUCCGUUUUGAUACAAGAUUUGAAGCCGGAUUCAUGGAAAAUGGGAAUUUAGAUUUAACAUAUAAAAAUGGCUACUUAUGGUCAUUACGUUCGACAAACCUUACAGGAAAAGGUGAAAUUAUUGCUUUGGCAGAUUCAGGAAUCGAUUAUAGGCAUCCAAUGCUCAAUGACUCAUCACGACAAUUAAUUAAUAACACUCUUGACCUCAAUCAACGAAAAAUCGUUUAUUAUGAUUCAUGGAAAGAUUUUUAUGACUAUAUCCCAGGCCACGGCACACAUACAGCAGGUAUUAUAGCAGGGAAAUCAGAAUGCGGUAAUAUUUUACCUCUUUACGAUGGUAUUGCACCUGAAUCAAAAUUAUAUUUCCUAGAUAUGGCCAAAGGUGACAAUAAAAUGCUUUUUGACGACUUUGAUAAAGAUAAAUUUGUUCAGUCGUUGAAAGAUCUCAAUAUUGGCAUCAGUUCGAACAGUUGGGGUUCAAAUGAAAUAGAUUACACAUCUACAAUGACAGAUAUCUAUGACAACCUCGCAUAUAAUAACCCAGACAUUUUAUUUGUUUUUGCAGCCGGAAACAGCGAAAAAUCAUGGACAAUUGACAGUCCUUCUUCAGGAAAAAACAUUUUUUGUGUUGGAGCAACUGAUGGAACUCCAGGUCAAAUGAUGGGAGAAGCAUCAACACCACAGAUCGAAAUAUCAGGUACAAAGAUUGAUUUGUUGCAAUCUUCUUGGUCAACAAAUUUAUUUAAUCAAUUAAAUAAGGAAGAACCAUUAUUUAAUGUUGCAAAGCCUGUUUAUGUUACAUCUAAUGAUAAUACAUGUGAUUCUAUCAAACAAAUCCUUGAAAAUGAACAAACAAAAAUAUUAAUUUUGAAAUCAUUACCAGAUUGCAACAAAAUGAGUAAAACAGUACUUGCAACAUUAUCUGAUGAUGAUUUCCAGUUAAUUUCUCAAUCUUCAUCUGCAAAUUUCACAAUGAAAUUAAGUGAUUUUUCAUAUGAAAAAGCAAAUUUUGCAAGUGCUGGUCCAGCAUAUUCAGGAAUCUUGAAACCAGACAUAUCAGCACCAGGCGUCAUCACAGGUGCUCUUUCAUAUGGAAAUUCAGAAACAGCAGAAAGAAAAUGUGAUUUUUCAAGUCUUUCACAGUUCACAGGAACAUCAGAGUCAACACCAAUUAUUUCAGGAUUUUCAAGUCUUUUACGUGAACAUUUUCGAUCAAAAGGAGUUACUCCUUCAUCUUCUUUACUUAAAUCAUUAAUUAUUUCAUCAACAAAAUCAAAUAAAAGAGAUUUAAAUACAGGUUUUGGAAUUCCACGAUUAGAUUGUGCAAUUAAAUCAUCAUAUUCAGAUCGUGUUUUAAUCAAAGGAAAUCAACAUUUAUAUUGUGAAUUUUCUAGUCAAACAGGAGACAUAUCAGCAUCAAUUUCAUGGUUAGAUCCAUUGUUAUCACGUGAUAUUGCUUAUCCAUUACUUGCAGAUUUAUCUAUUUUCAUUGAAUCACCAACAGGAAAAGUUUAUCAAGAAGAAUUCGGAAAUUCCAUUUUGACAACAAACAAAAAGAUCAGUGUUACAAGUGAAACUUAUGAAGGUACAUGGAAACUUCAUGUUAUCAGUUCUCGUUUCGAAGGUAAUGUUUCAUUUUCAUGUUCUAUUUCUAAUUACAUGUCAGAAAAACUUGAAUUUGCUGAAGAAACCGAAAAAUGUUUAUCCGAUUGUUCAUGCAACAAAGGUAUCUGUGAAUGUCCAUCAGAUAAGACAGAUCAUCUUUGUUCAACAAAUUCAAGAGAUAUUUCUAAUUCAGGUGCAUUUGUUGGUCAAGGCAAAUAUGUUUUUCGUGCACGAGUUCCUAAUAUUGACAAACCACGAAUUGAUGUUUCAUUCAAAGGAUAUUCUAAUGUUUAUCUUAUCAAAGGUAUUUCUAAUCAACCAAGUGACAGUUUCACAUCACUUUUAUUCCGAAACAAAGAGACAAAUCUUUCUAACUAUGAAGUAUUAGAACCAGGAACAAACAUCACAAUCAUUGUUCGAAGUUUUAGUUCAGGUUCAUUCAGAAUUUCAUUUAUCAGUUCUUCAUAUAUUCCAUCAACACCUCCUCCUACAGAAUUCGUCUAUCCAACAUCAACACCAGAAAUUCCUCCUAUCAGAACUCCUUUUCCUUCUAAAUUCGAAUCUCCUUCAAAUACAUAUCACAACAGCAACAUCACAUCAAAUCAAAACACUAAAUGGAUUCUUCCAACAUCCAUUACUAUCUGUUCAUUGAUUGGCAUCAUCAUGAUUGUUUUCAUUAUUUUUGUUGUUUUCAAACUUCGCAAAUCCCACAAACAUGAAGAUUUCAGCACAUCUGGUCAAUUAUCAGCACCUAUUUUAUAG